This is a messenger RNA of Nerophis lumbriciformis (worm pipefish), 504 nucleotides long. The record is from RefSeq and is a predicted model, not a curated record. Lineage: Eukaryota; Metazoa; Chordata; Actinopteri; Syngnathiformes; Syngnathidae.
AUGGUGUGUGACAAGCCACCGGUCGUUGGCCGAGUAGCCUCGGAGGACAAGGAGCAUUUCAAUGCCUGGAUGGUGGGAGAAUUGACAGCUACUGAGAGUUUCAACAUCGAACCUACUUCUGCCCGACCAAGGAGAGCCUGCAAUGAGUCCCGCUUGGAGUGGGAAGUGGAGAUUUGUGGUGAAGAGUUCAAGCGUGACAUGGCUCACAUAGACCCUCAGUACUGGUGUAACCUCACUCACUUUAUCAGUGAGUACCAUAUCUUCACGCUCUGCACAGAGAGCAAAUCUCUCACCGUCCACUGCUACUGGCCGAAUCCCCUGGUGGAGAGCUACAUCAUCCGCAUACACAAGCACUUUUUCUCCAACUGCACUUUGGAGCAAGUGGUAUGGGUCGAUCCCCCGGACAACACUCUCACCAUCCUCAUCCUAAUCCCUGUUUCCCUCACCUUGGCCAUGAUCGCCUUGGUGGUGUGGUGCAGCAAGCGAAGCGACAACCUGGCUUAG